Molecule: messenger RNA, 1040 nt
Organism: Oncorhynchus mykiss (rainbow trout)
Lineage: Eukaryota; Metazoa; Chordata; Actinopteri; Salmoniformes; Salmonidae
Source: RefSeq, a predicted model, not a curated record
AUCACGCAAUGACAUCACAACGUCAUUUAGUUGUCAACACUGCAAACAACCAUCCAGGAUGUCUUCCUCCAUGGGCAGCGGGAUGUUCCCCGGCCAGCAGUCCGCUGGUCCUCACCCUGUCGGCGGCCCGGGUCAGCCGGGACUACUGUCUGGAGCUCCGGGGAACAGGGUCCAGGGCCCCAACACUCUGGUAGACGACCUAGAGGCUUCUUUCGAGGCUUGCUUUGCGUCCCUAGUGAGUCAAGACUACGUGAACGGAACCGACCAGGAGGAAAUUCGGACAGGUGUGGAUCAGUGUAUUCAGAAGUUUCUGGAUGUCGCCAGACAGACAGAAUGUUUCUUCCUGCAGAAGCGUCUUCAGUUAUCAGUUCAGAAACCCGACCAGGUGGUCAAAGAGGAUGUGUCUGAGCUGCGGAAUGAACUCCAGAGGAAAGAGCUGCUUGUUCAGAAACACCUGUCUAAGCUGCACCACUGGCAGCAGGUUCUAGAGGAUGUCAGUGUCCAGCAUCGUAAACCGUCAGAUCUCCCUCCACCUGGACCCCUGGCCUUCCUGGAACAGGCCUCAGCUAGUCUACCUGCUGCACCACUCAAACAGACCUAACACACACACACCGGUCUCUCUCUUCUGGAAAGUACAUCAUCUUUGUUUUCUUUUUGACUUUUGUAAAUAUUUCUGAGUCUGUUUUUUGUGCUGACAGAUAAUGAGUUUGUAUCAGAACACCACCUGUUUUGUCCUGACAGAAUGAAUGAGUUUGGAUCAGAACACCACCUGUUUUGUCCUGACAGAAUGAAUGAGUUUGGAUCAGAACACCACCUGUUUUGUCCUGACAGAAUAAAUGAGUUUGGAUCAGAACACCACCUGUUGUUUUGUGCUGACAGAAUAAAUGAGUUUGGAUCAGAACACCACCUGUUGUUUUGUGCUGACAGAAUAAAUGAGUUUGGAUCAGAACACCACCUGUUGUUUUGUGCUGACAGAAUAAAUGAGUUUGGAUCAGAACACCACCUGUUUUGUCCUGACAGAAUAAAUGAGUUUGGAUCAG